GGCUUAUUUGACAUUGAGCUUACCGCACCGCCGCACCGCACCGCAUCCCACUUUACCUCCCUACGGAAUGCAGCCUGUCCACAUUCCUGUCUCCCCACGCUUCGCCUUGCAUUUAUUACUUGGUGCACUACAAAUCGCCACGCUUUUGAGACCUGUGUCUACAACUCUCCUCACCGUUGACCCAAACGUCAAUUCUCUAACAUCUUGCUUUCCUCAUGGCUGGCCGCUUUGUGCGCGCGUCGAAAUAUCGACAUGUCUUUGGCAAAUCGACGCGAAAGGAGUUCUGCUACGACAACCUCCACAUCAGCCGCAAUGCCUGGGACACCAAUCUUAUAAAGGCCAACCCCGAGUAUCUGGCCGUCAAUUGGGAAUCCAGUGGUGGUGGCGCCUUCGCUGUCAUUCCCCUCAACGAGCGCGGAAAGCUUCCCGACCAGAUACCCCUUUUCCGAGGUCACACUGCUGCCGUCCUCGACACGGACUGGAACCCGUUCAACGAUAGAAUCAUUGCCUCAGCAUCUGAUGACGCGAAGGUGUUCAUAUGGCAGGUCCCGCAGGGCUUCUCACUCUACAGCGAUGCUGAAGAAGUCCCACACGUUUCGCCCGUCGCCAAGUUGACUGGCCACUCGAGAAAAGUCGGGCAUGUCCUGUUCAACCCCGCCGCCGAGAAUAUCCUAGCUUCGGCUUCGGGCGACCUAGCAAUCAAGCUUUGGGACAUCAGCACGGGACAGGCUCACAUCACCCUCAAGCACCCCGACAUUGUGCAGAGUCUCUCGUGGAGCGCUAACGGGUCUAUGCUCGUCACCACUUCGAGAGACAAGAAGCUGCGCGUUUGGGAUGUCCGCCAGCAGACGCCGGUGCACGAGCAUCCAGGCCACGAGGGAGCCAAGAACAGCCGUGCCGUGUGGAUGGGCGAACACAACCGCAUCGCCACCACCGGCUUCACUAGAACGAGCGAGAGGCAGAUCGGCCUGUGGGAGCCCGGCCGGAAGGACCCCAUCGGCGGGCUCACCUCGCUCGACUCCAUUUCCGGCGUCUGCAUGCCAUUCUGGGAUGACGGGUCCAACUGUCUAUAUCUUGCUGGAAAGGGCGAUGGCAACAUUCGCUAUUUCGAGUAUGAGAACGACAAGUUUGAGUUCUUGUCUGAGUACAAAUCGGGAGACCCCCAGCGUGGAAUUGCCUUCUUGCCGAGGCGCGGUGUUAACGUCCACGAGAACGAGGUCAUGAGGGCCUUCAAGACCGUCAGCGACUCGUACAUUGAGCCAAUUUCGUUCACGGUGCCUCGUCGAGCCGAAACCUUCCAGUCAGACAUUUUCCCUCCGGCAGUUGGUUCGAAGCCAGGUGUUUCUGCCAAGGAAUGGUUUGAUGGAAAGACUGCGCUCCCCCCCAAGAUUGAUCUAGAGAGCAUCUACGACGGGAAUGCGCCUGUCGAGCUCCCCGCUGACUUCAAGCCUUCGACGCCCGCAAUCGGUUCGGUGCCAGCACCUGCACUGGCACCGGCACCUGCCGCCAGAAAGGCGCCGGAGCCGGCGCCCAUUGCCCCCCGCUCACCGCCUGUCGUGGCAGAUCAGAAGGCUUCCAUGUCAGCUGUAGCCAACAAGUUCCAAGACGAGGAUGAAAGCGACGACGAUGAUGCUGAGACGUCAAGCUUUGAGGAGGUCACGCGCCCUGCUCCCCGGGCUGCGGCUCCGAUCCGUUCCAAGCCCACGUCGCCAGUUGUGACGGCCCCUGCGACACAGCCCAAGCCAUCUUCGCCACUCAAGUCGCCUCAGCCCAUUGCGCCGGCGGUCUCGCGCGUCACUCCCCCCGCUAUCUCAACACCCCCAAGCACCUCGGUUGAGGAAUCUCUAGCACAGAUCAAGACUCUCCUCGAGCAGCAGGUCAAGAUCAUCGGAGUACAGAGCGAGAAGAUCAACGCCCAGAGCGAAAUCAUCAAGCAGCUUACCACCGAAGUCGAGACUCUCAAGAAGAAGGUCGGUCCAAUCUCGCAAGACCAGAGCGAGAGGAUCCGACAGCUAGAGCUGGACCUCGAGUCAGCGAGGUCUUGAGCUGGUGGCGGACGGUCGUGCGAGUUGGAAAGGCUGAUGACGGCGGGCGGUUUGUUUAGGUCUAUGAUGGGAGAUGAGUUUUGUCAAGCGUUGUUGUACCAAUUGGUCUUCUCAGGCCAGGUUUUGCGGUGAGGGUCUGAGUCUCUUCGGGCAUGUUUGUGUUCAAAAAGGCAUUAGGUCCAUGAAAAUAUGUCUCGCUCUGUCUUGGGUUCAUUCUAAGGCAGCCUCUCAUAUGGAAAAAAAAACAGAAAUAUCCUCCGUGAUUGCGCCAGCCAGUCUAUUGCCUGUGCUAGUUUUUUUCCUGUGGUAAUACAUGCUCUCUUACAGGGCAGCUUUAAACCCAUUCCGGAAUAAUAUAACGUCUUGUUACCCG
Messenger RNA from Lasiosphaeria miniovina, 2418 nucleotides. Its product is annotated as coronin-6. The transcript has 8 exons. The record is from RefSeq and is a predicted model, not a curated record. The coding region runs from base 216 to 2045 and encodes 609 amino acids. Lineage: Eukaryota; Fungi; Ascomycota; Sordariomycetes; Sordariales; Lasiosphaeriaceae. Gene Ontology annotation, biological process: actin filament organization. Gene Ontology annotation, molecular function: actin filament binding.